UUUUUCUGAUACUAAACAUAAACUGUUCUGUCUUAAACUCUUAGGGAAUCCUUACUGCUUAAAAGCACUAAAUCUGAUUAAUUAUUAUUAUUCUCUGGCAAAAUGUGGGCCGAAGCAAUUGAAUGAAGGUGUUUUAAAAUAUUAUAUUCUUGAAUUUUGUUUUACAACUGCAAGUGUGUUUUGAGGACUGAGCUGAGGAGUUGAAGCCUCAGUAUUUUAACUGAAAACUUUCAGUUCCUGAUACUUCCCUUCUGUAGUUAAUGAGGAUUUACUGUGGGAUAUUGAGAUGCCCCUUCUUAGCUCUGUCAAAAGUGACCCAGAGGAAACACCAUCAGUUCCAUGUUUGCCCCUCAAGUAUUUUUGUUCCACUCCUCACCAAAUCUUAAAAAAUCUGAGGAGAAGAAAUAAAGGGAGUUAAGGGUGGUGGUGGCUAAUCAAAGGAGGAGGUGUGAGAGAGGGAAUGGCCUCGCAGAACUGUAAUGGAAUUAUAUACAAAUAGUAAGCUGGGCAUUGUUUUUACAUUCCUGUGUAGUACAAGACCAUAAUCCAUUUAAAAGCCAACUUAUAUGAUUGAUUAAAGUGAUAGAUUUUUAUGUAACUGUUGAUAUCCAGAAUUUCCUCCUGAGAAGGCAAUAAACACGACUGUAAUAGGGACGAGGAAGGGCCUACACGUGUAUAUAACUGAGAGAAUACCCCACACUAAUGCAGGAGAAAAAUGAGCUCUCAUUUCAGGGAUAGUCCAGUUGUAGACUUAUGGAAUGAGUAAUUUAUUGGGGAGAUAUAUAUAGAUAGAUAUGUGUAUAUUUAGGGGUAUAUAGACACACACACACACACACACAAUCAUCCAAACACUUCCCCUGGUUUCCUCCCUGUGAAUUUACACUAUGUGGGAGUUCUGAUGCUGUUCACCAUCAGCAACUAGAUGGAGGCUUAGAUAAGGCUGCUGGUGUUGUCAGAUGCUGGAGUUCCUGGUUUAUAAAUAUUUCCAGGGAAAGCCUUGGAGCACAGACACAGAUCUUCCUCUGUACCAAAAAACCUUUUAAAGGAAGAAACUAUCCAAGAUGAUCUCUCCUCACAAAAAAAAAAAAAAAAAAAAACAAAAUAGGGUUGUUUUUUUCUCCUAGGAUGACUUUGUUUUGGGGAAGUUUCUUGGAUUGCUUCCAGGUAGAUUUUAAAUGUUUUCCAGCUUGUCCAAAAUAUUUAUGGGAGUCCCUAAUGCUCUUGCAGGUGGUGCCUUGUGCUGACUUGCAUGUUGUUCUUUCUUUGAAUGAAGCAGUUAGAGAGAUCCAGACUGCAAAAUAAUUGCAGUGUGAGCAGGAUCUACCAGGAAAGAACACGUAGAGCUGUCGACGCGGAGAACGGAGAGAGGGUUUAAAUGAAUUACUGUUAUCUCUUGGGCAGAAAGGAAGGCUGCUGUUUGAAGAUAAAUCUGAUGCUGUGUUUGAUAUUACAGAAAAAUGUGGUGAAAUUCUGGAUGCAGAAAUGUCUGAGGACACUGACAACUUAACACCCGCCCUGGACAGCUUAUCUUACGGGAUAUCGAAUCGAACAGGAGCUGAGAACUCCCUGCAGGGUGAUGAUCAUGAUUAUUUUCUGAACUCUGGGGAUCUUGCAGGCAUACCUGUUAUUGGGAGUGACAACGAAGAGGAGCAGAAUUUCACUCCAAAAGACACUCUUUCUUCAGCGAUUCCCGAUGAAGAUCAUCUGGAAGAGGGCAAGAGAGUUCCAGAACACGAAUUGGACAGCGAAAAGGAAAUUCAGAUGCAGAAUGCAAUCCAGAAGGAUCUCCCUUCCCCCUUUGAGCAGGGCCCUGUAUUUAAAUCCCACCGGAAGGAUUUUAGCAUAACCCGAGAUAACGGCAAAGAGACUUUUUCAGCAAAGGAUAAGAAUAGAGAAGGACAUUUUCAAGAACGUGAGAAACGGUUGGAAAAAAUCCCUAAAGAUAUGGAUUCUAGGUUGAAAAGCAGUUUUCUUGACAAAGCAGUUCAUAAUCAAGUAGAAGAAACAUUACGGACGCAGUUAGCGCCACAAACUCCAGAAACUAACUUCAGGGAGUCUAGCUACCUAUUUUCUAGUAAGGAAUCUAUUGGACAAGAGCUGGGGAAUUCCUUUGCACGAAAUAUUAGAAUUAAGGAGGAGCCCUUGGAUGACGAAUAUGAUAAAGCUAUGGCCCCACAGCAGGGACUGUUAGACAAAAUUAAAGAUGAACCUGGUAAUUCUGAGGAGUACGGCCAACAGCCAAAAUCUCAGGAAGGGGAGCUGAAAAUCAGUGCUGUAUUUUCAGUCAGUGGCAAUCCUGUUGCUCCACAGCUGUCAUCAGGUUUCCAGCCUGCUGUGGCAUCCUCUGGCAUGAGCAAAAUGCUCCCUUCAGUUCCAAGCACAGCUGUUCGGGUUUCCUGUUCUGGCUGUAAAAAAGUCCUGCAGAAGGGGCAAACUGCCUACCAGAGGAAAGGCUCGACCCAGCUCUUCUGCUCCACACUGUGCCUCACUGGAUACACCACUCCAGUUUCUCGCCCACCAGCUUCUACCAAGAAAACCUGCUCAAGCUGCUCGAAAGAAAUUCUAAAUCCAAAGGAUGUAAUCACUGCCCAGUUUGAUAACACGGACUCCAGUAAGGAUUUCUGCAGCCAGUCUUGUCUGUCCACGUAUGAACUGAAAAGGAAACCCAUUGUCACUAUCCACACCAACAGCAUUUCCAGCAAGUGCAGCAUGUGCCAGAAGAACGCAGUGAUCAGGCACGAGGUGAACUACCAGAACGUGGUGCACAAGCUGUGCAGCGACGCCUGCUUCUCCCAGUUCCGCUCGGCCAACAACCUGACCAUGAACUGCUGUGAAUACUGUGGGGGGUACUGCUACAGUGGCUCUGGGCAGUGCCACAUCCUGCAGAUAGAGGGACAGUCCAAAAAGUUCUGCAGUUCCAUAUGUGUGACGGCCUACAAGCAGAAGUCAGCUAAAAUCACCCCCUGCACACUGUGUAAAUCUCUGAGAUCUUCAGCUGAGAUGGUGGAGAGCACAAACAACGUGGGGAAAACGGAAUUGUUUUGCUCUGUGAACUGUUUGUCAGCAUACAGAGUAAAAAUAGUCUCUUCUGCAGGUGUCCAAGUUCAGUGCAACAGCUGUAAAACCUCAGCCAACCCCCAGUAUCACUUGGCCAUGUCAGACGGGAGCAUACGCAAUUUUUGCAGCUACAAUUGCGUGGUGGCUUUUCAGAACCUGUUCAACAAGCCUUCGGGGCUGAAGUCCUCGGUGGUGCCGCUGUCGCAGGGUCAGGUCAUCGUGAGCAUCCCCUCGGGGACGGUGGUGUCGGCUGCUGGCACCACCUCCACGGUGUCCCCCAGCUCCACCAGCACCUCAGCUGCUGCAGGGCUCCAGAGACUGGCUGCCCAGUGCCAGCAGGUCACUUUUACCCGCCCUUUUGUAAAACUCAAGUGUCAGCACUGCAGCAGAUCGUUUACAACCAAACCUGAGCUGCUUGACUACAAGGGUAAAAUGUUCCUCUUCUGUGGGAAGACCUGCUGUGAUGAGUAUAACAGUGUGAUGGCUUUGUGUGAAUACUGCAGGUUUGAGAAAAUUAUCAAGGAGACAGUGAGAUUCUCAGGCACAGAUAAAACGUUCUGUAGUGAAGUUUGUAAACUGCUCUAUAAACACGACUUGUCAAAGCGCUGGGGAAACCACUGUAAGAUGUGCAGUUACUGUUUACAAACUGCCCCCAAACUGGUGCAGAAUCACUUUGCGGGGAAAACGGAGGAAUUCUGCUCAGAGGAGUGCAUGUCUAAAUUCACAGUUCUGUUUUACCAGAUGGCAAAGUGUGACGGGUGUAAGAAGCAGGGCAAACUCGGCGAGUCCAUCAAGUGGCAAGGGGAGAUGAAGCAUUUUUGCAACCUGCCUUGCAUUCUGCUGUUCUGCAAACAGCAAAGUGUUCCUGACCCUCCACCCCCAAACAACACAGCAAACCUUUCCAUGGCACCUGCCUCCUCCUCAGGCCCUCCUUCUUUGAGAAAGGACUCAACCCCUGUCAUAGCAAACGUGGUGUCCCUUGCAAGCACCCCAGCUGCCCAGCCUACUGUUAACUCCAACAAUGUCUUACAGGGUGCAGUCCCUACUGUGACAGCAAAAAUAAUAGGAGAUGCAAGUACCCAGACAGAUGCCCUGAAGCUCCCAUCAUCAAAACCACCCAGGCUUCUAAAAAACAAAGCUUUAUUGUGCAAGCCAAUCACACAGACUAAGGCCACCUCCUGCAAACCUCACACACAACACAAAGAAUGCCAGACAGAAGCAGCGCCUGUUCCGCCCCAGAUCGUUGUGGUACCUGUUCCUGUACCAGUGUUUGUGCCAGUGCCCCUCCACCUCUACACUCAGUACACACCAGUUCCCCUGGGGAUGCCAGUACCUAUACCAGUUCCCAUGCCCUUCCCAACUACCCUGGAUAACGCUGAUAAGAUCAUUGAAAAUAUUCAGGAUGGCAAGGAAAAGGUUUCCAUGAAUCCAUUUGAAGCUGAUCUCCUUCAGAUGGCGGAAAUGAUUGCAGCAGAUGCGGAGAGAGAAAAAACACACUCUCAUGGUGGAUCUCAAACAUCUGAGCACGAGCUCUUCCUGGACCCCAAGAUAUUUGAGAAAGACCAGGGCAGCACCUACAGCGGAGACCUGGAGUCCGAGGCCGUGUCCACCCCCCACAGCUGGGAGGAGGAGCUGAACCACUACGCCUUACGAUCCAGUGCCCUGCCAGAGCCCGAGCCAGAGCUGAAGCAGUUCUCCAAAGGGGAUGUGGAACAGGACCUGGAGGCAGAUUUCCCAUCAGACUCAUUUGACCCUCUCAGUAAAGGACUGGGUUUGCAGUCACGUUCGCGGGCAAGGCGGAGACACAGGGACGGCUUCCCACAGCCAAAAAGAAGGGGACGGAAGAAGUCUGUGGUUGCUGCGGAGCCCCGGAAUCUCGUGCAGGGCUCCUACCCCGGGUGCUCUGUGUCUGGGAUGACCCUGAAGUACAUGUACGGGGUAAACGCCUGGAAAAACUGGGUCCAGUGGAAAAACGCACAGGAGGAACAAGGGGACCUGAAGUUUUCAGUUCAUCCUGUGAAGCUCAAGGAGGACAUUCUCUCAUGCACUUUUGCUGAGCUGAGUUUUGGCUUGUGCCAGUUUAUUCAAGAGGUGCGGAGACCAAACGGAGAAAAAUACGAUCCUGACAGCAUCUUAUACUUGUGCCUUGGAAUUCAGCAGUACCUAUUUGAGAAUGGUAGAAUAGACAACAUUUUUACUGAGCCCUAUUCCAGGUUCAUGAUUGAACUUACAAAACUUCUGAAAAUCUGGGAACCUACAAUUCUUCCAAAUGGUUAUAUGUUCUCAAGAAUUGAAGAGGAACACUUGUGGGAGUGUAAGCAGCUGGGUGCAUAUUCCCCCAUCGUUUUAUUGAACACCCUUCUAUUCUUCAACACCAAAUACUUCCAACUAAAGAAUGUCAGUGAGCACCUGAAACUGUCCUUUGCCCAUGUUAUGAGGCGCACCCGAACUCUGAAGUAUAAUACUAAGAUGACAUAUUUACGUUUUUUCCCACCCUUUCAAAAACAAGAGGUAGAAUCAGAUAAAUUAUCCGUAGGCAAAAGGAAACGCAGCGAAGAUGAGGAGAGUCCAACAGCAGUGGAGAUGGCUGAGAACACGGAAAACCCCCUGCGCUGUCCAGUCCGACUUUAUGAAUUCUACUUAUCAAAAUGCUCUGAAAGCGUGAAGCAGAGGAGUGAUGUGUUCUACCUGCAGCCCGAGCGCUCCUGUGUCCCCAACAGCCCCAUGUGGUAUUCCACACUGCCCAUAGACCCAGGAACCUUGGACAUCAUGUUAACUCGGAUUCUUAUGGUGAGGGAGGUACACGAAGAACUUGCCAAAGUCAAAUCAGAGGACUCUGACAUUGAGUUAUCAGACUAACCGAAGCGGGGUAUUUUCCUUUGAAUACACAUCAGAAGCACCAAAAUGUGAAUACGUCCAGCAUUUGGAAAAUGUGUAUCAAAUAGGCCAAGAAAAUGUCACCUACAGGCAGAUUUUGUACCACAGUGGAUGUACAAACUGGAACUGGAAGGAAGCAAGCUGUAUAAGCUGCAAAACCCGACGUCCUGUGGCACCGACCGAUCCUCGGAACAAAUCCAACUCAGCUAUUGGAGUGGUGCAUAAAUCCUUUAUCUGUUUAGGAUUUUUUAAAAGUUGUGAGAUAUUUUUAAGGCAAAUGGUUGUGUAAAAUCUCCCCUUGCACUGUUGGGCACGGAGAGCUAGACUGUGGCUCAGGUGACUCCCCAGCCUGCUGGCUGGCAGUCCUUGCUGCCAGAGAACACGAGGAUCUUCCCAAGGAUCCGAGAGAAAGGGGUGAGGUUUGGACAAACAGACACCUUCCGUUAUAAAUACACCUACACAUACACUCUUAUAGUUUUUUUUUUAAUCUGGGAUCAAGUGUUAGGAAGGCAGGAGCCACUGGCCAUCCAAAUGGACAGCUCUGGCUGCUGUGGGAUGGUCACAGGAGGCCAGACUCCGGCUCUCACUCCGGGCUCUCCUCUGCUGGAAGAGGUGCUGUAGGUCAGAUCCGGGGGAUGGACAGCAGGUGAUCCUGGGCCCUGUGCAGUCCCUUCCCCAGCCCAGGAGCUCUGCACUCUGUCCUUGCAGUCCAGCCAAUCCUGUGGUGCACAGAAGGUUUUUUUCCCUUAAGGCAGCUUUUCCUUUCUCCUCUUUCCCUCCUCCUGCUGUUUGGGUUAUUUUGUGAGGUGAAUCCGGAGAGGGCUUUGUCAUUUCAAACAGAAAUACACACACACACUCUUUCUCUUUCCACCUUUGCAGUGUUGUGCAAAGGAUGCAGUAUUACUUCUGACACCGGAACUGUGGUAGAAAAUAACCAUGUGUGUUUUUUUUUCCCACCCCACCCAAAGAGAUUUAGUCAUAGUGUUGGAAAUUGAAAGAGAUUUUUUUAAGGCUUGGCUGUUACUGAGUCUUUUAGAAGAGAAAAGCUCCCACGUGGUGUUUAGAGGACAGGACAUUAUCAGAUACUCUCUGUAGCUCUGUUUUCUUAAGCUCUAGACAUGUGUUUCUGAUGACCAGUGAUCACAAAUUCAUUGGAAACCCAAACUGUUUUUAAAGAAGAGAACUGUAUGGUUUUUAUCUAGCUCUGGUCAGUUAUCCAUCUUCUGUAACAGGGGUCUGAUAUUUGAGCUUGUCACUAAAGUUUCAAGAGAAAAAAAAAUCAACAGCCUUGAAUUAUAUUUCCUUUUUUUUUUUUGUUUUGUUUUGGUUGGUUGGGUUUUUUUGUUUUUAAUUAUUUUUUUAGCAGUUACGAAAGUAAUUUAACAAAAAUAAAAUCAGAAAGUAGUCUAUUGACGUUGUGUACUCGGUAGUCCUGUCCCUGCCUGUAACAGAUUUCACUGAUGUAUUUUUUAAUACAGAAAAUUAUGUGAAAAGUAAAACCUGCCCCUGAUUCUGUCUGAUCAAAGCC
This is a messenger RNA of Lepidothrix coronata (blue-crowned manakin), 7462 nucleotides long. It is a transcript of the gene ZMYM4, whose product is annotated as zinc finger MYM-type containing 4. Gene Ontology annotation, molecular function: zinc ion binding. The record is from RefSeq and is a predicted model, not a curated record. Lineage: Eukaryota; Metazoa; Chordata; Aves; Passeriformes; Pipridae. The transcript has 30 exons. Bases 1483 to 5916 code for a protein of 1477 amino acids.